Molecule: messenger RNA, 12112 nt
Organism: Pararge aegeria (speckled wood butterfly)
Lineage: Eukaryota; Metazoa; Arthropoda; Insecta; Lepidoptera; Nymphalidae
Product: adenomatous polyposis coli protein
Exons: 14
Coding region: 230-9058 (2942 amino acids)
Biological process (GO): negative regulation of microtubule depolymerization; regulation of cell differentiation; positive regulation of protein catabolic process
Cellular component (GO): cytoplasmic microtubule; beta-catenin destruction complex; catenin complex
Molecular function (GO): gamma-catenin binding; beta-catenin binding; microtubule binding
Source: RefSeq, a predicted model, not a curated record
AGUGAUAUAGACAAGUGCUAAUUUUAUUUUAUACACAAGUUGAAACUAAGGGUUAAAUCGAAUUGUGCCUUAUUGGAAUGCGUAGAAAUCGUCACGCACGAGCGGUCCAGAAGACCAUGGAGAAGUAACCCACCAGUUUGCGGGUAUCCAAAGAGUUUUUGUUAAUGACCGCGAUGAAAAACAAGCAUAACGGAAACCCGAUACAAAUGUAAAUAAGAAAAGUGGAACAAUGAAUCGUGACUAUUACAAAGCGAUGUACACCAACAAGAACUGCAAUCGGAAUGUGACGGACAGUCAGGAUAUGCUCGACAACGACACGGAGUUUAAUGCGAACAGGUUCAAACUCUACGACGAUUUCUCGAACGAUCUACAUUUCAACUUUAGCACUUUGAGGAAUUUUCACGAUGUUGUGAGAAGCGAUGGUUGUAGACGCAGGGGAGACCCCAACGACUCUGGUGUUGACGUAGAGAACGGCAACCCGUUGGAUGACGCCACCACCUCUAACGAUAGCGAUAUGUUGGAGAACGAAGUUAUGGUAGAUACUUGGAGCAGUAUGGACUCAUCUAAUUCUCCAUUGACUGACUCCGGACCCUCCGCCAGCGAUGACUGCCCGCCUUCCACGUCCAGUGAAACCCCCCUUGGAUCUUUACAGACUUCUUCCUCUAACACAACGGAUACGCGCCGUUUAUUGGACCCAAAAGACACCAAAUCAAAAUAUGCUAAACAUGUGUUACCCAAAACAGACAAGGCCCGAGAUCUCACGCUGGACCUGGAUAACUUAGAUUCCGACCAUAUCCCCCGCCGGCCGCACUUCCUAGACGAUGAUUACCACCUGCCCUCCAAAUCGAACAUCGAAUGUCGCAUCCCCAAGCCUCACUUCCUCGAUCACUCGCCAUCGCCGGACGAGUUCGAUGAACGUAGUGACAUUACCAACCCAAAUUUUCUAGACGACGAAGUAGAUGGCGACGAUAACCUAGCACAAAAGAAAGCAGGCGCAUUUCCGAAACGAUCGACGAAAACACCAUCUGCCAAUUACACACCUCAAGAGGACAGACCGCACAGAACUAGUUAUAGAAGUACUUUGCACUAUGGUUUGGAAAGUGCAGCUAGAUCUAGUGAACGCGAUAAACGAGCUUCCCAACUCUAUAGGGGGACAUGGCCCGGAGAGCGCGAUGUGUGGACUGCACAUGACUCAUCAAGUGUACGAAGCUUCUCCAGCAACGGCUCGGAUUGCGCUAGGCCGUCAUCUAAUUUAGAAAACAAAAUGGAAUGUGUGUGUUCUCUAAUUUCCCUUCUAAGUCUGUCACCAGAAAAUAAUGCCGAUUUAAGUGGACCAUUAUUAGAUAUGAGCAGAUCUGUUGAAAGCUGCGUAGCAAUGAGGCAAGCGGGGUGUAUUCCUUUACUGGUUCAACUAAUCCAUUCGAAAGUAGCAAGAGAGACCAGAGACCGGGCUGCAAAGGCGCUUCGAAACAUAAUUCACACACAGACAGAUGACAAGGCCGGUAGGAGAGAAGCGAGAGUGUGGAGACUGUUAGAACAAGUUAGGGAAUAUUGUUAUAUACUGGAAGAUGUAGUAGAAUCUAGAAAAGAAGGGAAAGAAGCAAUAGAGGAUGAUGUUACCAAGCACCCUAGCCAAAGUGUGGCCGCCUUAAUGAAAUUGUCUUUUGACGAGGAGCAUCGGCACGUGGUAUGUCAAUUAGGAGGAUUGCAAGCUCUAGCGGCAUUGGUCAGCGGUGACCAAGCUGCACAUGGAAGCAGAACUGACGACAAUACGUGUUUGACAAUGAGAAAAUACGCUGGUAUGACUUUAACCAACCUGACAUUUGGAGACGGAAACAAUAAAUCAUUAUUAUGUUCCUUUAAAGACUUCAUGAUGGCUUUGGUUGAACAACUGGAGUCACCUAACGACGAUAUGCGACAGGUCACUGCAGCGGUUCUCAGAAAUCUAUCGUGGAGAGCCGAUACUAACAGCAAACAAGUUUUAAGAGAAGUAGGCGCUGUCAAAGGUCUAACAAAAGCCGCUAUGACAUGUCAAAAAGAAGCGACCCUGAAGUCUGUUCUAUCUGCCCUAUGGAAUCUUACAGCACAUUGCUCCAUGAACAAAGUGGCUCUAUGUUCGGUUGAUGGAGCUCUGGGCUUCCUUGUAGAUAUGCUCAGUUACAAUUCCCCGACGAAGACAUUGGCAAUUGUGGAAAACGCAGGUGGCAUUAUGCGAAAUGUGUCCAGUCACAUCGCAGUUCGCGAAGAUUACAGACAAAUUCUCCGCGAGAGAAAUUGUUUAAGUGUCUUGCUCCAGCACCUUAAAUCUCCCAGCCUAACAGUGGUUAGCAACUCGUGCGGUACUCUGUGGAAUCUGUCAGCGCGGUGCCCCCAAGAUCAGCAGUUUCUGUGGGACCACGGGGCUGUACCGAUGCUUCGUAGCUUAAUACAUUCUAAACAUAAAAUGAUUGCCAUGGGAUCGAGUGCUGCACUCAAGAAUUUACUUAAUUCUAAACCUGGAAAGACGCAUAUAAUUUCACUAGAUACGACGGCGAGAAGCAUGAAUUUACCAGCGCUACCGACCCUUGGAGCGAGAAAGCAAAAGGCAUUGGAGCAAGAACUAGACCAAAAUUUAGCGGAAACGUGUGAUAAUAUCGAACCGGCUACUUCUCCUUCCACCAGUAACAGAGAAGAGAAAAACCUUUUUACAGCAACUGAAAGACAAAUUGCUAUGAAUCUAGAGAGGCAUCGAAUGACAUCUAGCUCACCACUCAUGGGCAAUCUUUCAUCUCAGAUAUCGUUAAGUCACAGUGCACAUUUAGCUAGUUAUCUCAGUUGCAGUAAUACGCUCCUUAAAGGGGCAUUGGUGUCUAGAUCCUCGGAAGGAAGCUCUACUAACGUUAACAGAUCAGAUAGUAAAGAUUCAGUUACAAGUACUCACUCUGAUUCAGUGUUUGAAAGGGGCAUGCGCACAGGAAAAGUUCCUGUCCCUACACCGAGGAGCAAAGACUUGAUGAAGAUGGACACGGGAAGUGAUACCUUCAAAAGCUCAAAGACUUUAUCAAAAGACGCUACUUAUCUUCGCUACUCCGGUCAACCACCGAUCCCGCCUCCGAGAAGCUCAACAGACAUGAGAACAAACUACACAGAAUCUGGUUAUGACGUCGACCAGGAUUCUUGCGACCAGCCCAUCGAUUUCAGUAGAAAAUACUCUGAAACCAAAACGGAAUCAGAAUCUGUUGAGAAACCUAAAGCGGAGACCAAAAAAUAUUCUAAAAAGGAAACGAACACUUUUGGCGAUUACCAAGAGACUGAUCUAGAUCAACCAACCGAUUACUCUUUGCGUUAUGCGGAGCACCAAUCAGAGACCGGCUCAGAUAUUUCUGAACCCCCAGCACCUUCAGUUCAUGAAGACACUAUCAAACAUUUUGCAACGGAAGGCACGCCUUAUGAAACUCCAAUCAUAUUUUCAACUGCCACGUCCAUGUCUGAUCUCCGUAUAAUCGGCAAAGAUGGUAAACCCAAAACGUCUAGUGUAAAGGAGAAUCCUGAAGUCAUGACCCAUUCGGACGAGAAAGAUACAUGUUCUAUCGAAGAUCCACCUAGACACGAUAAUGACAUUGCAAUUUCUACACCACCUACGGCAUCAAUUUCUGAACCUAUCGUUGAAAAACGGAGUGUAUUUGACACUAAAUUCAGUUCGGGAAUGAUAAGCCCGGAGAAGCCUGUGAAUUACUGUGAUGAAGGAACGCCAGGAUACUUCUCCCGAGUUAGUUCAUUGAGUAGCUUGGGAGAGCCGACCGAGGAGGACAGCUUGGCCAAAAAGAACGCUCGGGCGUCGAUCAACGUCGAGCCAAGUCCACAGGAGCAGAGUACUAGCAGCUCCGGAAAAGAUAAAGAAGGUUCGAAAGCGGUGACGUUCGCCCAGGAGCCGGUCUCCAUUGCGCAGGAGGCGUCCGGCGCGGAUUCGGCUCGCACGGCGUCGCCGCAGCGGUUCAUAGAAGACACUCCGCUGAUGUUUUCACGCUCCAGCUCUUUGGGCUCCCUGCCCGAGUGCUCGCAACAGGAUGACCAAGGAUCUGUCAUAUCCGAAGUUAGUCGCCUGACUUCGGGAUGUAUAUCGCCGAGUGAAAUCCCAGACUCUCCCGGACAGAGCGUUCCACUGUCCCCGCGAUCAAGGCACGCGCCCGUCGUGGUCCGGACUGCGCCCACCACCCCACCUCUGGCGGAGGGCCGCAACAUAUCGGUGUUCGAGGAGCGUACCUCGCAAUUUGUGGUGGAACACACGCCGGCGCAGUUCUCCGCAAACACCAGUCUCUCGAGCCUCACCAUCAACGACGAGCCCAAGCUACCAUUGCUACUGGAAGAUAUAAAUAAGGAGGCCAACUCGGAACUCAACUCACCACCGCCGGAAGAUUUACCCACCAGUUCUCAGGAAGUCGAUAUUAGUUCACCGCCGGAAAUACCAUCAACAAAUGAAGGCAACGACAGUAAAGGAGGGGAUUCGUGCGGCGAUUGGGAGUCGACCGGCGGCAUCCACUCGUCGGACAGCGACGCGGCCAGCGAUGCGGAGCUUUUGCAACAGUGCAUACAGAAGGGAAUCAUGCAGGUAGUAAAAAUAAAAGGACCCCCGUCAGACGUAUCAUCUGUGAAUCCGUUUAGAGACGACGUUUAUAGGUCAUUGCCUCCAUAUUUACGGUCUUCAACGGAGACCGUUAUGAUGUCUCAUGACUUUGCGAGGAAUAUCCGCGAAAGCAGCAGUCCGUUACCCCCACCAUUGCCUCCUAAGAUACGGAACCCGGAGGCACCGCCUCGUCCUCCUCCGAUGGAAGAUCAUCCGCUUUUGGAAGGGCGAAGACACGAAAGCCGCCAAUUAGAGAAAACACACCGCGAAAGACCGAGGCUGCCAACCGCACAACAUCUAGUGAGAAACGAUUCACUUAGCUCCCUCAGCCUUGACUCCUUCGGUUCCACUGAUCGGGAGAUAUUCGAGGAGACUGUCAAAGCUGGUCUCUCGAGCGUCAACCCUAGAGCAGAAUUCGAACUCGAUAGCAAAGGUAAGGCGCAUUCAGUAGAGAGGAAGCCUGAAUCUAUCAGACAAGGCAGACAUCACAAAUCCCUUGAUAGAAGCGACAAAAUAUCCCACCGCGGACCGAAAAUAAGAGAUCCAGAGUUUGAGAAAAAUCUGGCCUCUGGAGCUUAUAACAUCAAAACUACUAGCAAAGUUAAGAAGUUGGAAGAUUUCGCAAAUGUCACUAGAUCACCCUAUUCGUACCAUGGAGAGACCUCCAGCCAUCAUUCGAGGUUUAAACACCAUUCUCGAUUUUAUGAUGAUGGUCCGCCAAGUUUACCAGCUAGGAUAGAUGAUCCACGGAGAUUAGAAAGGAGUAACUCACUCAGUUCUUUAAGUAAUGACUCCUUCGGAUCCACCGAUAAGGAAGUUUUUGAACGGUGUGUACGUAUGGGAAUGUCGAAACCUCAACCGAAAAAACGCGAUGAAAAAUUAAGAGUUAGGAGUGAUGACAGGUUGGAAAUUCGAGAAUCCCAUCGCAGACGUCGCAAAGACACCAAACAAGGGGCAUUGGAUAAAAUGGUAGGCGAGGAGUACAGCAAAGAUAGGGCGAUAUUGGAAGAGGUGAUCGCGCGGGGAGCGGGGGAAAUCAAACCCGGAGAGGCGGGAAAUCAGAAAAGUCAGUCAAAAAACGUUCCGGCGCCGUCUGCGGUUCUCGCGGCCGCAGACGCGCGCGCCGACAACGCGCGAGGCAGCACUGGCUCUGACCAUGACUCCGCCAUCGACACCACCAUAGAGAUCACCCUGAACGAUUCCAACGUUUCGGUGUUCGAACGCUCCAACGAAAUGGCUACUGUCGAUUCGGGAAAUACAACUCUAGAAUCCGACAGUAAUGAACUAGAUCACUCCAAUGAAUGCUUAGCUCCCAAAUCCUGUAAUACAACUGUUGAAUCUGAGAGAGAUGAGCUAAAUAGGUCCAACGAAUCGUAUGCUGAUGUUUUAGAUGGUUCUUGGAGUGAUGAGGAAGAGAAACCUAAGGAAUACGACGCAGCUACGUUAACUAGGAAAAGCAAACAUAAACUUGAAUGGACGGACAUUAAAUGCACAGAUAGUCAUAUAAACUUUGACGAUUUAUCCAAGAAAAGCAAUGAGAAUGAUACAUGGAAUGAAAAUACUUGUCCUGAUGACGUCACUUUCCCAACUAUAAGCGGUUCAGUCCACUUGGUUUCAUCUAUGAGAAGUGAAAUUGUGGACACCGCAAUGGCACUCCCAGAUUUACUAGAAAAGACUCCAAAAAUGUUUUCAAAACUGGAUUUGACUGAUAAACUCGAUGGCAAUUUAGUUACAAGCGACGAUGGAAAGGUCGACGAUAAAUUGUUAGAAAAUAUCCCUGAGCCAAGUUUCACGUCGCUAGUCGACGAUGGUGAACCGAAAUUCGAUUCAAUCAUGUCUUCCGCUAUAGAAAAGGAGGCUGCCCGAUUAGCGGCCCAGUUGAAAAACGCGCAAUUCACUAUGGACAAUAGCGUCACUUCUCUCACGUCCAUAGAUUUAGACAAUGUCAAACCACCUUCAAAUUUAGGGAGUUUAUUGUCACUUAGUGCUUCAGGUCAUUGGGAUGAGUCACAAUCCCAGACAUCUAAAAAAUCACACAAGAGUCGAAAGAAAUCUUUACCGGUAGCGUUAAUGGUAAAACGAGCUCUGAGCAAUUCAAUGCACCAAGGUAGCUCGGAGCAUCUUGAUAGUCUUUCUCUGAGUUUCCUUGAUAAUGUAAAGCCGCCUUCCGAAAUGGAACACAUCGACAUGAAUGGGAGCAUGAUUUCAGUGUCGAGCAUAGUUUCCGAGGUGGCUGAAACGAGAGAUAGUAAGACGCCAAUUAUAUUCGACUUUAAACAACCAGUGCAAGACUUCCCGCUUUGCACCACAUUUACAAGUGUCUUCCACGAUUUAGACAAAGUUAACCCUCCAUCUCUGUUCGACGAAAUGGCAGAAUCUACUCUAGAAAUCGAACCGACAACAGCGCAUAACGUUUACGAUGAUUGCGUUUCGAAUACUUUAAACGUUAUAACCGAUAUUCCAUCGGGUUCCGAAACCUGCACACCUCUUCCCUCGGAUAUAAGUAGCGUAGAAUCUACUCCGAAGAGACAACGAGAUCAAAAAUAUUUAACACCAAAAGAAAAAAGGAUUGCAGCCAAACAUAGAUAUCAAACAUAUACCAUCACUGAUACGGUAUCAGAGAGCGAUGUGGUUUUGAAAGUUGAGAAAGAAGAAUUUGUGACGUGGACUAAGUCAGAGAGCGAUAAAUCGGAUGAUUACGUUACAGCGACUUCUGAACCGAAAAUAAAGAGACGGCUAAGUGCAAAACAAAGAAGAAUGGAAGAUAGAGCUCGGUAUCAAACUCAAACUGUUGACAUACAAAAUAUUCUGAGUUCUCAAGAGUCAUCUCAAUCUAAAGACCAGCCAAAUCCGCAUAUAGAAAGUUUAAAGCAACGCUUGGCUGCGAAGAAAACGUUAAAACAAAGACGCAUGGAAGAUGCUGAAAGGUUUAGAACGAGAACGUUAAGUGAGGAUAUUCCACCGUCUCCGACGUUUGUUACUAAAGAUGCAAAUUUUGAAAACCUUGAGACAACGACAGGGUACGAUAGCUUAUCUUCAAACGAACUGAACCACCAGCAAAUACUCGACGAUAGACAAAGUGACGAUGUCUUCAGAGAUGUAGAUAGUGGACAUAAUGAAGAUGACUUUGAACUAAAUUCUGCACAAUUGAAAACGUAUACGAAGAGUUUUAGAAAUUAUUUACCUGUUAUUGAAAGUCCGGCAGCGGUCGAUAUGUGCGUUGUUAACAAUUUGAAGAAUAUAGAAAUGACAGCUUCAUUCAGACGCACGCUACAAUCUGAUAAGAAUCAAAAUCCGAGCAGUAGUGACUUCGCAAGUUACGAGGGCGAUAGCAAUUCAGAGGACAAAGUACACUCGGAGUCCGACUCCGAAACGCCCACUUCUAAGCCGAAACCAAAGAUAAUUAAACCCGAAAGAAGAGACGAAAGUCUAGAUUCAAAUGAUUCUGGUGAGAAAGAACACGAAGCACCGAAAAUUGUAAGAGGUAGAAAGAAAGCUAUGUACGUGUCGCCAUACAGGAGAACGGUACCAAGUCCAAAAAAGCCACUAACUCCACCGGCGAAAACAUCGCCAAAAUCUAGCUUAACGUUAAUCAAGCCAUCUACAAGUUCCUCCAACAAAGCUCACUCUAGUGCCAAACCACCGACCAAAAUGCUUCCAGCAACAAAAACUAGCACUAACACUUCGCCUAAGAAAACCGCACCAAACAAAUCACCCUCCAAGCUAUCUCAAAAACCCAUUACGAUUCCACCGGUUGCUAGCAAACCAAUACCAUUAGUUAGACAGGGUACGUUUACGAAGGAAGAAAGUUGCGUGCCAGCAAGAGAACUGCCUAUACCUGAUAAAAAGGCUAACACACGUGUUGGGACAGCAACCUCGCCCACGAAAGCUGCGCCCAACACUUCUCCAUCUAGACUUCCGCAGUUCAAUCGCUCUCGCCCUUCGACGAGUAAAAAUAACAAGGCGGCCCAGCAAAGUACUUCCAAACGUAAUUCAGAGCCUAUGAUGAAAAACUCUGCUUCUAAUCACAGUUUGCAAAGCAAUGACAGUGGAAAAACAAUCAUACUCGCUCGCGGAUCUAGACAAGGUAGCACCUCGAGCGUAAAUUCCAUAUCGUCGUCUUCCAAAACGAAAGACGUUGAGAGCAAAAUUGCGAAUCUAUGGAAAAAAGUUGAGUUAACUAAAAAGUUACCAGCGAAAAGCGAUAAAAAAGUUUGGAUUGAAAGCGACAAGACUGAAACACCGAAGUUAAUCAGGAGUUCGACCUUCGAAGGUCAACCGAAACAGCAGGUAUCGACGGCGACUAAGCAGAAAUCGGCAAUCGGUAUCAGAGUUUCGCAGAUUCCAAGUUUGAGGCCAAAAUCGACGCCAAACAAAAGUACGAGCCAAAGUAGCGUCAAUAAAAAACCUACUAGAGGCUUCCUAAGAAAAGGGAGCGGUCAAGUCACCUCCUGAACAUGAUCGAAUGAUCAACAAAAGUGAGUCCGAUUGAUUUUGCGACCGUAAUUAGGUCAGGCUUAGGGUAUGCUGAGGCAUAUGCGAUGCAAUUUUCGCAGCGUAGGACUGUACGCAUAUUAUGUGUUGUAUUCAGAGUUGCGUACACUGAUGCACGCAGAUUUUUACUGUAUCGAUGCAAUAUAUAUGUGUUGCGUUGUGUCGUGACCUUUGUAUGCAUCGACCAUGCCUCAGCUUACGUAAAGUCGAAAGUCGGAAGUUGACGAAAAUGUAUUUCAAGGAAUGGAUUGAAAAUGAUUUAAGGUUAAAUUCUAGUUAACAGCAAAAAGUAAUCAACAGUGAUUUCUAAAUAUUAUGAUCAGUAAUCACCGAACUGAUUUUUGAUCGAGUAUAUUUAAGUAUUGAUUUACUAUAUUAUUUUACUCUGUUAAAACGUAUUAUAUUGCUGCAAAUACUUAAAUAGUUAAUACCAAUAGUUGACUUAAAAUUGACUAAUAUUUGAUAUGAACUUCGUUUUGCGCGAUUAUUAUAUCCGAUGUAAAAAAAAAGAGUUCUGUGAACAAUAUCUAAUAUGUAUUUUGUGUUUUUCAUUAAGUAUAUUAUUUUUGUGUAUCUGUUGCAUUUAUUUAACUUGGGGGACGAAAUUAUAUUACUGUCUUUAUAAUAAAAUAAAUAAUCAGUAUGUACGUACGUAUGUAGUUCUAAGAAUAGUUCUUGAUGAGAAAGCGUCACAAUUUUGUAUUACUGAAAAAAACAGGCAUAACUGCUCUUAAAAGUAAGAAAGGUAUUCGUUAAUAUAAAAAAAAAUUGCUGGUUUCUUUUCCUAAAAUUUACUAUGGGAUUUAUGGUAUGAAAACAUGAGCUUUUCAUCCAUACAAUUCACUUCGGCAUUUCUUAAUCGCAUUCAAAAAUUUGUAAAUAUUAAGCUCCUAGCUGUUAAGGUUAACAUAUACACAUAUUUGUAUAUUUUUCAUACAGCAUAAAAUAUUCAUAAUGUUAUUGUAGUAUAAAUCGUGUCGCAUAAAAUAAACGCUGACAGUUUAUUUGCACAUUGGGCAAACUAUUCAAAUACGUGAAUUGUUAAUGUUUUAUGCCGGUCAUCAGUUAUUUUUUUUUUAAACUUACGUCGUAUUUCAAAAAUGCAAAAGGGGAAAACUUUAGCUAUAAUAUAUACGUGUAAUAUAUAAAUGGAUAAAUGCACUUACUGAUGAAGAUGAUUAUUUUAAUAAAAAGGAAAACUUCAACUACAUAAAACUGUAAAUGUGCGAAAUCUGUACAUUAAAUUAUUUUUGUUAUCUUUGAUGACGAUUAAUUGUUAUUACAAGAUGACAAAUAAAUGAUAUAUUGUACAGAGAUACUUGUAUUCUAUAAACACGGCAAUACGUAUUUAACUAUAUAUUUAAAUUUAUCGUCCUCAUUCUACUAAUCCCACUACUGGACACAGAUGGUAGAUCAUAGACCCAUCAUGCAUGUAAUUAUAUAAAUUGCCCAAUGCACUGGUCGAUGUCAGCUUUCUUUUUACGUGGUGCGACCUAUACCUAGUAAUUAAAUAAUGGCAACAACACACCGCUUCGGAGUAAAAAUGAUGACAUCGUGUGGUUAUGUCGUAAUUUUUUACGUCUAGUCAGUUUUAAUGUUAGUGUUAAUCCGCGGGUUAGUUAUUCGGCUUACUUAUGAGUUGUUAGCGCGGAGAGCUUUGCAUACAGUAUAAUUAUAAUACAUAAUAAUAAUGAAUGAUUACUUUCGUUGCUCCGAAUAUAAACUGGCUUCUCAAUAUUGUAUUUCUUAGUUUUAUUUCUUGAACGGUUAUUUAAGUUUAAUGCUGUUUCCACGCAUUUUGGGUUGGUAAAAAUAUUUGGUUAUCGUGUCUUACUUUUAACAGAAAGCUAAUGUAUCGUCAAUUGAAAGAAACGUUAUAUGUAACAGACUGAUAUGAACAGAGUAUAUUCUGCCUUACUGUAUAUUUUAAGAUUGUUUUCUUAUCGAACAAGUGAUAUUCCAUCAAGCUAUGCAUAAUGCAAUAACUCUUUGAUGAUUUUGUGACACAUCAUUGUGACGUCAAAACUGGCAUUACUUUGUACAAGUGCUGUGAAGUUUUAAAUUGUUCAAACUUUUUAAAUUGGUGUUACUAAUGUCAUAUGAUUUCAAUGGAAAGGCCCUUGGGCUAUAAAAUUACGUGUAACUUUGUAUGCUAUGACUUAUUUAAAUUCUUAAUGUCCCAUCCUUCGAUUCCUUGCAUUUAUUACAACCUAAACUAAAUCUCAAUAAAACAGAAACAAUGAAUUCGAAAGCUUGUAUCCUAAAUGCGUUGAGACUUUAUGGUUUAUUGUUUCCACAAUGGAUGUAUACCUAAGUCGAAAAAUAUAUUUUUAAUAGUUUCAUAUUGUCAUUUUAUACAAAACUACGCUAUCAGUAGCGACUAAAAGUAAUGCGUUUUUACUUUACUCGGAAAUGAAAACUUAUGGUUAAGUUUGUAGUUAAAACAAAAUUAAUACUAAAACGAAAUCACGCUCUCAACAUAUUUAUAAAAAGUAUUAAAGUCUCAUCUCUCAUUCACCCUAGUAUACCUACUCUAUAGAUUUAUUUUAGCAUUACACUUAAUUAGGAUAACUUUGCAAAGCAACUUUCUCUGUCACAACCCAGAUUGUCAGUUUUAUUUAUGUGAUGUAUAAUCCGAUAGAUAUUUUUUACGAGCUGUCAAAUUGUACUUUAGUAAUCUGUUAUUUGCAUUUUCAAAUACUAAAUGUUUUCUAAAAGUUUUACUGAGAAUCUGUUUUUCUGUUCCAUUUUACCGUUAACUGUAAAGGUGAGAUAGCCCAAGCAAAGUUAACCCAACAUACAACAUAAAAAAUGUUACAACAGCUUCCAGUAAGCGUUAUUCCAUUGUUUAGCGUCAUUUGUAGCGAUUUUAAGUAUGAAUAGUUUAUUUUUGGUUGUAUUACCUGUAUUAGUGGUAGUUCUGACAAGCCAGUUUUUAGCUAAAUGAUUAGGUACAUACUACAUAUUAGUGUAUAAGGUGCGUAAUAUGAUGGUAAUAAAUGGAAUUUACCCGAC